CGAAGGAUGGAGGCAGUAUUAGCCAAGUAUGAAAACCAGAUAAAUGUGUUUUCUGAAUUCCUUGAAGACUUGCCUGACACCGAUGAACCUGUAUGGGUUUUAGGAGAGUGUUACAACGUUAAAACAGAAAAGACAGAACUCCUAUCAGACGUUCACUCGCGGUUAUGGUUCACCUACAGGAAAAAAUUCUCUCCCAUAGGCGGGACAGGGCCCUCUUCUGAUACAGGCUGGGGAUGCAUGCUACGGUGUGGGCAGAUGAUUCUUGCACAGGCCCUGGUAUGCUCACAGCUGGGACGAGUCCAGUGGAUGUGGCGAUUGGGUUGAUUCCCUUGGCCACCAUCUUCCAUACUGUGCUGUAGAAGUGCCUCAGAACAACACCAAGCAUUAACUGCUUACCACUUUGCAAUUUUAAAAACAAUAAUAAUCACCAACAAGAGACAAUACUAGAUAAGAAAAUAUUCUGGACAACAACUCAAAACAAAGUGACCAAAUGAAGGCAGAAACAUGAUGUACACAGUAAAUACAAGCUUGCACUGUCUCACUUUGAUGUUGUCACUAGGAAACAAAGCCAGGGUCCUACAGUAGGUGAAGACAGGGGUGAGGAUGAUAUCUCCUCAUUACACACUACCUCCUGACGCCAGGAGACAGCAAAUAUGCAGACACUUUUUUACCCCCAGGGUUAAAAUACAAACAUUCAACAAAUAACUUAAGAAAAGUGCCUCUCUUAAAUAUAUGUAUGUUAUUCAAUGGUUAGAAUAAGGGGUUUCCCAAGGUAUUGGUGUGGAACAUCCCCCCCCCC
Molecule: messenger RNA, 799 nt
Organism: Salmo salar (Atlantic salmon)
Lineage: Eukaryota; Metazoa; Chordata; Actinopteri; Salmoniformes; Salmonidae
Product: ATG4 autophagy related 4 homolog A (S. cerevisiae)
Biological process (GO): C-terminal protein lipidation; mitophagy; aggrephagy
Cellular component (GO): cytoplasm
Molecular function (GO): protein-phosphatidylethanolamide deconjugating activity; cysteine-type endopeptidase activity
Source: RefSeq, marked provisional